Molecule: messenger RNA, 1491 nt
Organism: Penicillium atrosanguineum
Lineage: Eukaryota; Fungi; Ascomycota; Eurotiomycetes; Eurotiales; Aspergillaceae
Product: BCS1 and AAA domain-containing protein
Exons: 1
Coding region: 1-1491 (496 amino acids)
Biological process (GO): protein insertion into mitochondrial inner membrane from matrix; mitochondrial respiratory chain complex III assembly
Cellular component (GO): mitochondrial inner membrane
Molecular function (GO): ATP binding; ATP hydrolysis activity
Source: RefSeq, a predicted model, not a curated record
AUGUCCUUGUCUGCUCAUCGCCCAGGAUCUGGUGCAAUCCACUCUUUAGUGGAACUGGUCCGCAGAACACUGAACUUCGAUCCUCUUGUUAUUGUGAACUCUGGACUGAUUGUUAUCGGUUUGAUCACAUCGCUCCGCUCUGCCGGGAAUGUAUUAUACCACUACGCCGAAAAGACAUGCUUGUCAACGGUACAUGUGAGGGCAGAAGACCCUCUCUACGAGGAUAUUGUUCGCUGGAUGAACGAUCAUGCAUUUCGCCGGCACAAUUUUCUCUCCGUGCUGGCACAAACCACGAAUAGUUCCGACAACGACAAAGCUUUAACACGCUCCCCACUGGGACAACUGGAAUCCGAUAACCUGGUCAGCUACCGAGAGGUAGACGACAACUCUUUCAUCGAGCUGAAGCCUUUCCACGGAUCCCGGUUCUUUCGCUUCAAACGCACAUGGAUGUUGUUUAGCCACGCGGCGAGCAGUCCUGAUAGCAGCACUCGGCCUCCACAGGUGGAUAGUAAUCCUCCCUUGAAACUGCAAUGUAUCAGUCUUUCACUUUCCCCGAUCAAGAAGUUCCUUGAAGAAGUUCGUGCGUACGGUCGCAAAGUCUGCGUGUCGAGCAUCACAGUCUACCGCACCAGGCCUGAUUCUCGAGACCUUGUUCGUUGGAGUUCAGUUGCUUCGCGACCAUCGAGAGAUAUCUCGACUGUUAUCCUUGAUAAACAGAAAAAGCAGACUAUCCUCCGGGAUAUCAACGAAUACCUUCAUCCGCACACAAGACAAUGGUAUGCCAACCACGGCAUCCCUUACCGACGUGGAUAUUUGUUCUCCGGCCCUCCAGGUACCGGGAAGACAAGUCUUGCAUCCGCAAUUGCUGGUGUAUUCGGUCUUGAUAUCUAUGUGCUGAGCUUGUUAGACCCAAGCAUGACAGAGUCACACUUCAUUCGGCUGUUUUCCGAAGUGCCUACGCGGUGCGUGGUGCUUUUGGAGGACGUCGACGCUGCAGGGUUAAACAGAGGAGAAGUGAGGCCUAGCGGGGAUGGUACGCAGCCCCACUCGGCGAAGACGCCAUCAUCAAAUACAGCUGUCUCUUUAUCCGGUCUCCUGAACGCAAUCGACGGCGUCGCAUCGCAUGAAGGCCGCAUCUUGAUUAUGACCACAAAUGUACCCCAAAAUUUGGAUCGCGCGCUCAUUCGGCCGGGUCGUGUGGAUAUACAUAUUCGGUUUGAGCUUCCAUCUCACGAGGAGCUGCGAGACCUCUUCUUGAGCAUAUACAGCGACGUAUAUCAGAACGCUGUUGUCCCUAUUGGAGACAAGAAGCGGGAAACUGGAAGACUCCAUGACCUCGCAGUGCGCUUUGCGGGGUGUCUUCCCGAGAGACGAUUCAGUAUUGCGGAUGUGCAGGGGUAUCUUUUGCGAUAUAAACGACAACCGGAGGAGGCUUGUGGCAAUGUUAGGAGCUGGGUCGAGGAUAUGGAAUAUGGAGAAUUGAGCUCGUGA